This is a messenger RNA of Marmota monax (woodchuck), 735 nucleotides long. It is a transcript of the gene Syce1l, whose product is annotated as synaptonemal complex central element protein 1 like. The coding region runs from base 1 to 603 and encodes 200 amino acids. The record is from RefSeq and is a predicted model, not a curated record. The transcript has 7 exons. Lineage: Eukaryota; Metazoa; Chordata; Mammalia; Rodentia; Sciuridae. Gene Ontology annotation, biological process: synaptonemal complex assembly. Gene Ontology annotation, cellular component: synaptonemal complex.
AUGCUCGUCAUUCCUCCACCCCAGGUCAACCGAUGGAGUGAAUGUGUCAGGUCCCAAGCGAACUGCCCUUCGCCCUCACGUGGGUGUUAUUUUUUUAACUUAUCGUUGACCCAGGUGCACAAACAAACCCCGCGUUGGAAAAUGGCAGAGAAGCUGGGUUCUCUGAGCGAAGAGCCCGAAGCGCAGGAGCCCGCUGGAGGGCAGGACAAGUCUUCAAAGAAGACGGGAGAUUUGCUGGCAAUCGUGAAGAAACUUCAAAAAGAGGGAAGCCUGGAGCCGCAGAUUGGGGAUCUGAUUAACCGGAUCAAUGAGCUUCAGCAAGAGGCGGUGAUGAUCCUCCGACAGCACUGCCAGGAGUGGGACACUGAGGCGCCGAGGUUGGAUGUGGAAGAGCAGCUGGAGGAUCUGAUGGACCAGCACAAGGACCUCUGGGAGUUCCAUAUGCUGGAGCAGCGACUGGCCCAGGAGAUUGGCAUUCUAGAGCGCAGCAAGGAGCAGCUGCUGGCAGAGAGGACCAUGCUUCGGGCCAGGCUGCAGGAGGUGGAGCAACGGCUGCUCUCGGCCAGGGAAGUUCAGGGCGCCCCUGCCGAGAAGCUUGGGUGAGUGGGUGCCCCUUGCGGGGUCUUUGGACCCGUCUCUGGCUUCCUAACGCCCCCCUGACUCUCACUCUUCGCCCUCGGCUCCUCGGCCUGGUCCCCGCAGGCUGAAGGCGGAGUUUGAGAAAUUCGAGGGACA